Messenger RNA from Exophiala aquamarina CBS 119918, 957 nucleotides. RefSeq names its product citrate lyase subunit beta-like protein. Gene Ontology annotation, biological process: oxaloacetate metabolic process. Bases 1 to 957 code for a protein of 318 amino acids. The record is from RefSeq and is a predicted model, not a curated record. Gene Ontology annotation, molecular function: catalytic activity; magnesium ion binding. NCBI's taxonomy places the organism in Eukaryota, Fungi, Ascomycota, Eurotiomycetes, Chaetothyriales, Herpotrichiellaceae. The transcript has 2 exons.
AUGGCUGCGGCCACCAAACAUGUUCUUAGAAGAGCAAUGCUCUAUGUCCCAGGCUCCUCCCAACGAUUCCUCGAUAAAUCGCGCGGACUGACGGUCGACUGCGUGGCGUACGACCUCGAAGACAGCGUCACGCCCGGCCGCAAAGCCGAAGCACGCACCUUAGUGCGCAAGGCACUAGACCAAGAGCUCCCGCCGGGGGUGAAAGAGCGGGCGGUGCGCAUCAACGCUGUCGGCUCUGGGCUCGCACUGGCGGAUCUAGAAGAGGUGGUGAAGUCGCCCAACCUGACGACGCUCGUGGUGCCCAAAGUCGAGAGCGCGAGCCACAUGACAUUCAUCAGCGACGUGCUGGCGCACUCGCGCAGCAAAGAAAUCGCCGAGAAACACGGACCCAUCAGCGUGAUCGCGCUGAUCGAGUCCGCAAAGGCGCUCACGAACCUGAAUGAGAUCUGCCGUGCCGCACCGCACCUGCUGCAGGGCCUGACGUUCGCGGCGGAGGAUUUCGCGCUCGAUAUGUCCAUCACGCGGAGCCCGAGCCUGACCGAGUUCCUGUAUGCGAGACAGAUGAUCGCUACAGCGGCGCGGGCCUACAAUCUGCCGAGCACGAUCGAUUUGGUCGCGACGGCGUUUCGCUCCGAAGCCGACCAUGAGAUGUUGGAAAAUGAGUGCAAUGAGGGCAAGUCCAUGGGUUACAAUGGCAAGCAGUGCAUUCAUCCGUCGCAGGUGGCCACGGUGCAGAGGAUCUUCAGCCCCGGCCAGAAGGAGGUCGAGUGGGCGGUUAGGAUUACCAUUGCGCAGAAGCGAGCCGAGGAGAUGGGGAAGGGUGCUUGGGCCAUGGAUGGAAAAAUGAUCGAUGCUCCUGUUGAGGGCAAGGCGAGGGCGAUCGUCCAGAGGGCGGAAUUGUGUGGGUUCGAUGUCAAGGCGCUGCAGGAGAAGUUCAAGGACCAACAGCCUGAAUGA